Molecule: messenger RNA, 2313 nt
Organism: Eucalyptus grandis
Lineage: Eukaryota; Viridiplantae; Streptophyta; Magnoliopsida; Myrtales; Myrtaceae
Product: ABSCISIC ACID-INSENSITIVE 5-like protein 5
Exons: 6
Coding region: 380-1693 (437 amino acids)
Biological process (GO): positive regulation of DNA-templated transcription
Cellular component (GO): nucleus
Molecular function (GO): DNA-binding transcription factor activity
Source: RefSeq, a predicted model, not a curated record
ACUACACACGCGCAGAGAGAGAGAGAGAGAGAGAGAGAGACUUUCUCCUUUUUCUAUAUUUGGGGCAUUCGAUUAUUUUGAAAAUUCGUUGAGAAACGAGCAGGCAGAGGACAAGGUAAAAAAGGGGCAGCCCUCUGCUCUGUCUGAAUUGCCGUCUCUCGCUACUUCUCUGGGCUUCUUUUUCUUUGCUUCCCUUCCUUAAACUCUCCCUCUCCCCGUUUCUUGUCUGGUUUUUCUGGGUGCUCUCGCUUUUCGCUGCUGAAGGAGUGAGUUUGACCGUCGGGUUCCUUUCUUGAUCCUCCAAUUCGAUCGUCAGCUCCUCGUGUCGACUUUUUUCGGGUUUCCUGUCGGCACUGUUCGAUUCGGAUUCCUCGACGGAAUGGGGAGUAACAUCAACUUCAAGAACUUCAGCACCGAUCCGACGCCGACGAAUAACAGGCCUCCUGGCAACACGCUGUUAACCCGGCAACCGUCGGUGUACACGCUGACCUUUGAGGAGUUCCAGAACUCUAUAGGCAAGGACUUUGGGUCCAUGAACAUGGAUGAGCUCAUAAAGAACAUUUGGUCUGCAGAGGAGAACCAAUCUAUGGCAUCUGCUAGUGGCGCUGGUGGUGGCGGCGGACAGGACGGAAUUGGAGUACCUGGUGGUCAUUUGCAGCGGCAGGGCUCGCUGACGCUUCCCCGGACGCUGAGCCAAAAGACCGUUGACGAGGUCUGGAAGAACAUUUCAAAGGAAGAUUCAGUUGGGAAGGAUGGUGGCCUUGUGACUGGAGGACCGGUUGUGCCACAGCGGCAGCAAACUCUGGGCGAAAUGACAUUGGAGGAGUUUUUGUUCAGGGCCGGCGUCGUUAGAGAAGACGCCCAAUACUCUGGAAAGCCAAAUGGUGGAGGACUGUUCGGUGAAUUGCCACGGGCUGGGAAUAAUGCCGGAUUAGAAUUCGGAUUCCCACAGCCGGGAAAAGCUGAGAAUUUGAUGGGGAUGAGGAACUUGGAGGGCGGUAAUCUGAAUUCCAUGCACCCUCUGAACAUGCCGGUGAAUGCGAAUGCGAAUGGAAUCAGAUCAAACCAGCAGCAGUUAACACAACCACAGCCACAGGCGCAUCAGCCACAGAUCCUCCCAAAGCAGCCCAUUUUGCCAUUCUCGCAGCAGAUCCCUUCACCUAACAAUACUCAACUCAACGGUCAUGGAUUUAGGGGCGGACUGAUGGCAAUUCCGGAUCAAGUGAUGACUAACAACUUGAUUCAGGGAGGCGCUUUGCAUGGAGGAGGAAUGGGGAUGGUCGGUUUAGGAGCUGGACCUGCAGGCAUGCCAACUGGAUCACCUGCUAAUCCGGUCUCAUCCGAUGGAAUGGGAAGAAGUAACGGGGAUACCUCCUCGGUAUCACCCGUACCAUAUGUGUUUAAUGGCAGUGUGAGAAGAAAGUGCAACAGUGCUGUGGAGAAAGUUGUGGAGAGAAGGCAGAGAAGGAUGAUAAAGAACCGAGAGUCGGCUGCAAGAUCGCGUGCUCGCAAGCAGGCUUAUACAAUGGAACUUGAAGCCGAGGUAGCAAAGCUUAAGGAUGAAAAUGAAGAAUUACGAAAAAAGCAGGCAGAGAUCAUGGAAAUACAGAAAAACCAGGUCAAAGAGAUGAUGAAUACGCAACGGGGAGCUAAGAAGCGAUGCUUGAGAAGAACACAAACUGGUCCAUGGUAAUUGAGAUGUUAGUGGAAGCAAUGUGUUUACAUUCCUGUGGAGUGACUUGGCCUCUGAGUGACUUGGCAGUUGGUCAAGCGAGAACAUAGCUAACCCAAGGAACACAAGGUAAGCUUAUAAGUCGAUGCCGAUCAAUUUCGAAUGAAGUUUGAUUCCAUUAUACCAUUUUUUUUCUCUGUUAUGUCGCCUUAAGUAACGAUCUGCUCAAUCUAAAUUAAUGAAAAACUGCAGCGAAAUUUACCCAAAAGAAAGUCCUCAAGCAUGGGUAAAAUCUUAAAUGUGAAACCGGUUGAAAUUGAUUAAUGUUUUUCGACAGCGAAAAGUAAAUUGAGUAAAGCUCUUUGAGUUUUUUCCUUUUCUGGGUUUUUUUUCAUAAGUUUGGUAUUGCAUGGCAACAGUCUUUGUCACCUGGUGCGGAACCAAUGCGAGAUUGGUGUAUUGCUCCCAGAUCUUUACUCGGAUGCCACAAGGAUGAUCCAUAACCCUCUUUUUAGAUUGUUAUGGAUCAUCUCGGUUCAAGAUCUCCCUCUUGUAAGAAUGUCGAAUGAGCAAGUAAGAUAUGUAACAGGACAUUUGGGAUAAUGAAAUGGAACGAGGAUGGACUAGAUUCGUCGAGGAAU